Molecule: messenger RNA, 750 nt
Organism: Drosophila yakuba
Lineage: Eukaryota; Metazoa; Arthropoda; Insecta; Diptera; Drosophilidae
Gene: PolE4
Product: DNA polymerase epsilon subunit 4
Exons: 2
Coding region: 63-530 (155 amino acids)
Cellular component (GO): epsilon DNA polymerase complex; nucleus
Molecular function (GO): protein heterodimerization activity
Source: RefSeq, a predicted model, not a curated record
CUCUAAUAAUAUGGUAUUUGGAUUCCUUUAGCUUCGUUUGUUUUUAAUUUUUGUCGUCAACAAUGGCCAGCGAGGACCUAUUUGAGCAUGAAUUCUCUGAGGAACAAGGCUUGGAGCUUCAGCAGGCCAUGGAGACUGAGGCGGAAGAGCUGGGGGAAACAGAGGAGCCCUUGGAUAUCACAGAAGACCCGCCGGAAAAUCCUGAUGCGGAAUUUCCAGCAGAACCAAUUGCAGAUAAGCCAGUGACGAAUGGCCACAAGGCCCCUGCUGAUCACGAAGCCAAGAUGACACAACUGCCGCUGGCGAGGAUACGGAACAUAAUGAAACUGGAUCCGGAUCUGCAUAUGGCCAACAAUGAAGCCGUUUUCAUAGUGGCCAAGGCAGUGGAACUAUUCAUAGCCUCGUUGUCCCGGGAAUCAUAUACUUACACGGCGCAGUCCAAAAAGAAAACCGUACAAAAGAGGGACGUGGAAAUGGCCAUUUCUGCUGUGGACAGUUUGAUGUUCCUUGACGGAGCCAUGAACUUCUAAACACCCAAACGUAACAGGAAGCCCGCAAAUGAAACUGAAUGCGUCGAUUAUACUUUUCUUUAUUUAGGGAUAUUCAGCGGCAAACACAUUCAGUUCUAAACGUCCUAAUGGUUUUAUGUUAAAAAUAAUAUUUAAGUUAUAAAACAAUUGUUGAUUCGCAAAGAAAACAAACAAAACAGAAAUCAUAAUUAUAAACGACAACGUUUAACGUUUCACAAUA